AUGAGGGCAAAAAGAGCAGGCAUUGCUACCCUAUCUUUCAGCAUCGAUAACCAAACUGAAACUCCUUUCUACAAACUGGACAAGGUGAAACGCGAAGUCUCAGUAAUUCAUGCAAAGUGGAUAUACUACUUCUCGAUGGUGGUGGGGUGGAUCUACUUUGCCGCUUGGUCUAUUUCCUUCUAUCCACAGAUUAUUGAGAAUUUCCGUCGACGGAGUGUCGUGGGUCUCAAUUUCGACUUUCUCGCUCUCAACAUCACUGGGUUCAUAGCCUACGGGGUGUUCAAUGUCGGCAUGUUCUGGAUCCCUGAAGUUAAGGAGCAGUAUAAGGAGCUCCACCCGGGUGGAGUCAAUCCCGUCCAGAUCAACGACGUCGUCUUCACGCUGCAUGCAAUAGCUGCCACUGGGUUCACCAUAUUCCAGUGUUUCAUAUUCGAGAGAGGGAAGCAGCGUGUGUCCAUCCCAGCCUGGAUCCUCGUGGCUCUGCUGUGGCUGGCUGUCUUCAUCUCUCUGUUUGUCUCCAUCGGAGGAAAACUCUCCUGGCUCAACUUUCUCUACGUCUUCUCCUACGUGAAGCUGGCCGUCACUCUUGUCAAAUACAUCCCUCAGGCAGUGAUGAACUGUAGGAGGCGCAGCACAGUGGGGUGGAGCAUCGGAAACGUCCUACUAGAUUUCACUGGUGGAGCCUUGAGCAUCCUGCAGAUGUUUCUCAUCUCUUAUAACUACGAUGACUGGAAGUCGAUUUUUGGAGACCCAACAAAGUUUGGUCUGGGUGCCCUGUCCAUCUUCUUCGACAUCAUCUUCAUGUUCCAGCACUACGUGUUGUUCAGAGGAAGGGAGCCGCAGGAGGAGAAGCCCUGUUUCCCUGAGUCCUGGCUGCGGCCGGAGAAGACCUACGCGACAGCCGGGGUGGAGAGCGAGGAGGGGGAAUAUGAUGACAGCAACGAAAAGACGCCCAUGAUCAACACUAGUAGCAAGAAGAAUAAGAUGGGGACUCUGCAAAGGGUCUUUAGUUUCUGCGUCUAACGUUAUAUCAUUUCGACUCGUAUUAUUUCACCGACAUAAUAUGUAAGUGUGACAUAAUAAUAUUAUUGAUCUACAAAAUAUUAUGUACUGAUUGCAUAUCAAACUUGUUGCUCUGGGACUACGUUUAAAUUGACACCACACGUCUAUGGUUUUUAGCCUGCAAUAAGGCACUGCAUUGAUACCAGUUGCACAUCAUAAUGAUAGCCACAGCUUAGUUCUAGGUCAGGUAUAUAUAUACACCCAUCUAAACUGCUCAGACCUAACACAAGUUUAUUCCUAGCACAGUAUCAAUUUUAGCACAGGAUUGGUACAUUAUGUAGCUGUGACUAUUAUUAUAGUGAUUGAUGCAAUGGUCCUGUGAGUGUGCUGCUCAGUCGUUGUCCUGGGGGAGUGGCUCCACCAACCCCAGCUCUAUGAGGAGUUUAUUCUCAGUGGCCAGAUAGUCCUCAUACUCUCUCCUUGCCUCCUCCUGCCACACCGGCUCCAGCUCACCCUCUGGGGCCGACUCCUCCUUAGUGAGCUCGGCAGAGGCAGCUGUCAUGGAUUCCCUCUUGGCGGCGGCUCUGGCAGCUGUUCUCCCAGAUGAGAACCCCACUCUCUGGGUCUCCCGCUCAAAGAAUGCCUCCAUUAUACCAUCCU
Messenger RNA from Geodia barretti, 1662 nucleotides. NCBI's taxonomy places the organism in Eukaryota, Metazoa, Porifera, Demospongiae, Tetractinellida, Geodiidae. The record is from the annotation of a GenBank genome assembly.